Messenger RNA from Acanthoscelides obtectus, 5018 nucleotides. Lineage: Eukaryota; Metazoa; Arthropoda; Insecta; Coleoptera; Chrysomelidae. The record is from the annotation of a GenBank genome assembly.
CAAUGACUGUCAACAAGCGAACAGGAUACGUCAAGUGAAAGAAAACGAAUGCUAAUGUUGUUUAACCUUUUUCGCAUUUAUUUUUGUUUAUAUCCUUCCUAACAUACCACUAUUUAUAUAUUCCACAGUAACGUCUUCAGUGAAAAUGUAAAACAGUACGACAACAACAAAACGUGUGGGAUAAGCUACAAUCGUAAGAGAAACGGAUACCUUCGCUACUAUGGCCCCCGUACCUUUAGAGGGGCUCCAGACGCCUGUGGCGAACAGUGUGGCCCAGGGUGGACUUGGCGGACCGCAAGAGGGCAAUAGAGGAGGCUCCAUGUCGCUCGCAAUGCUUAUUGACUUCAUCGUCCAAAGGACCUACCAUGAACUCACCGUUCUGGCUGAACUGCUUCCAAGAAAAACAGACAUGGAAAGGAAGAUUGAAAUCUACAAUUUUGCAACAAGAACUAGGCAGCUUUUUGUUAGACUGUUAGCUUUGGUGAAAUGGGCAAACAGUGCUUCAAAAGUAGAGAAAUCUGCGCGUAUAAUGAACUUCCUGGACAAGCAAUCCCUGCUUUUCGUGGAAACGGCAGACAUGUUGGCGCGAAUGGCGCGCGAAUCGCUGGUACAGGCACGUUUGCCGAAUUUCCACAUUCCAGCAGCGGUGGAGGUGCUGACGACAGGUACUUAUGCGAGGUUGCCAGCUUGCAUCAGGGAGAAGAUUGUGCCUCCGGACCCUAUAACGCCAGCGGAGAAGAGGAGUACGUUACUUAGGUUGAAUCAAGUCAUCCAGCACAGGCUGGUGACUGGGAAUUUGUUGGCGCAGAUGAAGAAUUUGAAGAUUGAAAAUGGCAGAGUGACAUUUCAUGUACCACACGAAUUUGAAGUGUCAUUAACAGUCAUGGGUGAUGGCCCCAAUAUCCCAUGGAGGCUACUGGAAAUUGACAUAUUGGUUGAAGACAAAGAAACAGGAGAUGGCAAAGCCUUAGUUCACUCUCUACAAGUCCAAUACAUCCAUCAAUUGAUCCAAAGCAGACUGGUGGAUAAUCCUCAACCUCUAACAGAAGUUUACAAUUGCCUGCAUUUUUUCUGCCAAUCUCUUCAACUGGAGGUGCUCUAUUCUCAAACUUUGAGACUGAUGAGAGAUCGUUUAGACGAACAUAUACACGUGGACGAAUAUAUACCUGGGAAAUGUUUGACUGUCUCGUACUGGAGGGAAUUGACUAUGAAAGGCAAAGAAAAUGCUAAUAAGGACUUAAGGUCAGAAUUGGGCUAUAAACUGUCAGUUCAAGUGGACUCGCAUGACCCAGCAAGACCUUUGGCUGUGAUACAUGUACCGUCGUUAGGCAGUAAGGAGGAUGAAAUAGCCGAUGGUGCUAUAAGAUCUGAAGUAUUAUCGAUGGAAAGGCUAUUGGUUCAUACUAUAUAUGUGAGGACAAGAAGUAGGCUUAAUGACAUUAAGUUGGAGUUGCAGGGAUUAUUGAAGGAUACCGAAUGCAAUUUGCAGGGAUCACCUGCGAUUCUGUCUGUGGCGAUACUCCAACCCUGCCUAAGGGCUGAACAAUUACUGAUAACUGUAGAUACGCACACAGGCAUGUUGCAGUGUCAUGUACCCCAGUAUGAUCCGCCUCUGAUACCGGAGUUGAACAAUGUUUUGAAUGGUGAUCACACUAGGUUGACCAUGUUGAUUGCAGAGUUAAGGUACUGGAUUACACAAAGAAGGUGUGAGAAAACGUUGCAACAUCUACCAGCUACAGCUUAUGAAAGACUACCAUUAUUGCAUCAACAAGAUCAUCCUAUCAACAAAAUCGGAAAACACAAAAUGUAUGUUCAACUGCACAGGCAUCCUAACGUAGUACUGAUAGUGGAAUUGAAAGAAAAAGAAAACAGUCCAUGCGAGAUCGACUGCGCGUUCUACAUGACAGUGGUGAAGCAUUCUAGUUUUGAGGAUAAUCCUGAUGAUGACAGCAUUGAAACUGAGAUACCAAAAGUGUAUCUGAAAAUUCAGACCCUCAUAGAGUUUGACACUUUCGUCUCCACGCAUGGACCUUUCACCAGCAUAGAUGGAUCUUGUGAUGGCGAUCAUACUGAAGCAGGAAGUCUAAAACGGAAAGGUGGUUCAAAACCAGAGUCUGCCACCAGGAGAUCAAAACAUCCUGCUUAUUUCAUAGCGGAGUUAGCCCAUGUAGUAGCAGUGUGUGAUGAAAGACUGCCCUAUGUCAGUCUUUCCAGUGAACUGACAAAACGAAAUGUGUUCCACCAAGGUGUGCAAGUAGAGGCCAAUGCCACUGGUCUAGUUUUAAAACUAAUCCAACUUCCACCGCCUACAAAAGAGAUAGGAAUAUCCCAAGCUUGGCAUGCAUUGUUAAAAAGGCUGCUUUCAGUAUCAAUAAGGGCUUUAAGCAAAGGAGUAUCGAAAAGUUGGAUUGUGGAGUUCGUUUUUUAUUCUACUCCUCUGUCUAGUACCCAUCCUAAAGAACAAGGUUCCAGGCGCCCUAUAUAUUUUCAGUAUGACAUGGCCACUGUUGAAAACACUUCAAAGACUGUUGAUGCUUUGAUCUCAGACUGGAAUCAGAUUGUUCAUCUCUAUACUCUUGUACAUGAUCUCAGUGAAUAUUUAAAAACCGAUAAAUACAGCUUCCUGGCGAACAUGUUCCUGAUAAAAUCCUACAAUUACAACAAGCUGGUGCUGUGUUACGGGCCCGACAAGGGCGCAAUGGUCUCAGUCACGUGGAACGCUACAGAACGAGCCUUUAGAUUAGCGUUUGGAGCUGCAAAUAACGCCCUAAAUGCUCAUUCGUUGAUCGAGGAGCAACUGGAGAGUCACCUCAAUGAACAUAGGAACUUAGCGCAGGUGAUACAGUUGUUGCAUGAGACGUACGAGCCGUUGUUGUCCAUAAGCAAGCUGCCGACCAGUCCGCAAUUGGGAGUACACAAUAAUAGACCUCAGGUACCCGUCCAAACCUUCACUAUUAUGGCGCAAUCCUCUACUUUAAUUCGUCUGGCAUAUCAGGGGAUGUAUUGUUUGGAAUUGAGAAUAAGAGGUGGAGGACUUGUAUCUCUCAGAGAUGGAGCAUAUAGUAGAUUUGAUAGGAGCAAUGUGGUUGAUGUGUUUUGGCCAACUCAAGGCUUAAAGACAUUCCUCUCUAAAUAUGUGGAUGAAUCAGCUGUGUUUAGGAGAAGAUCUCAAUCAGAGGAUGAUAAUCCUCCUUCGCCGAUGGAGGUUGAAGGCAGCGGAUUUUUGAGUCACCAUCGUAGCGGUCCCCAAUCCCCAGCCUCCAACCAGCAAUCAUCCCAAUCAAACCGCUCCCAAACCGACUCGACAGGCCUUCGUUUCCAUCCACCUCUAACCCCACCAUCCAGUUCCGCCCCACACACACCUGCUUCUCCUCAUACAGUAACAGGCACAGGAGCACCAUCCACCCCGUUUGGACUGCAACCAUCUCCUAUGGCGCACCCCAGCCCGGGGGUGGCGAAUUCGCCGUUGAAUCCGCAAUUGGCUAGCCCAGGCGGGGGGUUGUUGAGUAACUCGUCACCUGGACCGCAGCAGCAACAGCAGGGGAUGCCGGGGCAUUCACCUGUGAGCAGCUAUAUGCCGUCUGGUCACCCAGAUAGCAGUCCAUUCGCCUCACAAUCGCUGUCAUCUCCAGCUGCUUCCAAUUGGCCAGGAUCCCCAGGUAUGCCAAGGCCUUCACCUGCAAGACCUGGGCAGUCUCCAGGAGGUCAUCCCAUAAUGCACAGUCCACAACAGCAGGAUGGAUCUGGCAGGCUUGGUAUAGGAGGUCAUUUAUCCAGAGUGUUACCCCAGAGAUCAUGGGCAGGGGCAGUACCAACCUUAUUAACCCACGAAGCAUUGGAAAUUCUUUGCUGUCCCGCGGUACAUCCUCAAGGACUACCUGGACCUGAAUUGGCACCGUUAGAAAGGUUCCUCGGUUGUGUUUUUAUGAGAAGACAACUCCAGAGGUUUAUACAGAAUGAGAACUACUUGACGUCCAUUCCAAACACAGAACCUGGAGUAAUUCUCUUUAGGGUAGCAGAUAUGCAGUGUCGUAUUGGAAUGAACCCUCAGCAUUUGCAAAGUCUGCACCUGAAAAUCACCCCACUUGCGGAACACAAGGACGUUUCGUCACAAGAAGAAAUUCAGAUCUUGGAGAAAUUCUUCGACUGCCGAGCCGCCGCCCCGCCUUACAAACCUCAGUCGAUGUUUGCCUUUUGCAAUGCGCUGAACGCACCUCCGAACGUGCUACGUGAUCUGGUGCAAAUAAUGCGCGUUGAGUUGGCUCCAGGGGCGUUGCAACAGCUGGGCGCAAAAUGGGCGGCCAGGUGGUUGCUGAGAGUGCCGCCCGCCGCGCCACCUAUCGUACCUGUCGGCAUGACGGGAGUGCUGUUGUUCAAGGGGAAGAUUGUGUUUUUCUUGCAAAUUACUCGUCUGCAACCCGUCCAAUACCCAGCUUCGCCGGCUACAGAGCCCACAACACUAGUAUUGCCGUUGAUCUACGACAUUGGAUCUAAUGCGACUCUGCUGGUGGAGAAGCGUGAAUCUGUGGUCAGUCCCGCCAUGGCAGCUGCUCAGCAACUACUCAAACAUUUUGGGCAAUAUCAGGCUGGUUCUGCGGAGUGCAGCAUAUGGCCGGCAGUGAGGGAGCUGUUGGUGAAUUUGACGCUACCUUCUGAACCUCCGCAAUCGAGCCCUGUUGGAGGAGCCCCACCCCAACCUCAGCAGCAACCUGGACCUCCUGGACCACCACAAGGGGCACCCCAACAACCUCAACAAGCUUCCGCGACCGACUUUGACAGAACUGAGCCACAUUUGAUAUGAUCGUCCCACACUUGUAAAAAGCAGUCACUCGUAUAACAUAUCCAGUCCCCAGCAAUGCAAAUGUCGGGUCAGGGUCAACCUGGAUAUUCAGUGAACAUGCCAAUGGGCAUGAUGGGGCCACAAUAAAGACGUAUCACAUUGUUUUGUAAAUAUUUAUUUUUUAUGUUGUUUGUUUACUAUGUAAGCCAAGCUGUGAAUAAAUCUUUUACAAUACUUA